AUGAACUCAUUGGGUCAUUCCAUCCUCGACCGUCCUCGCAAGCCAUAUUCGCAAUCAGAACGCCGUCUUGCGACGGCUGCUGACCAGUCUCCUAUCGAAACGCACCACACGGAUUCUUACGAUCAAUUUAUGCAAACGCCCUACGAGAGUCUCAAUACAUCGUCUUUAGUCAUUCUUGACUCGAAACCCCAGUCCGAAUCAAAGAUCUUUCGCCGGAGACAUGGUAUCGGUGGUGAUGAGACAGAGAUGAGAGCCAACCUCGAUGUUUCUUUGAAAAUUGGCCAAUUCGACCGAGCUGCUUCAUUGAUUACACGCCUUGGCCAUUACCACCCGCCUGGAUCCCAGGAGUUUCUGUCUCUCCAUAACCGCUACAUGAAGGAAAUGGUGGCACAUAUGGUUUUAACGCGGGAUCAAACAAUGGUCCUCCCACUGCAGAAGUGGUUCGAAGUCGACAUGCCAGCUGGAGGUGUGACGCCGGAUGCAAUCACUUUUGCAAUCAUGAUCCGAAUGGCGCUGCGCAUGCUUCAUGGGUCCAAGCGCGAUCGAACUGUGCGCCGUUAUUGGGAACUUGCUCAAAACGCCGAAGUAGAGGAAGAGCUCGUCGGUAUUGAGGUUCUUGAAGACUCCGAUGUUGGUGAAUUGUCUAAGAUUUGCUCUUCCGAUAUGUUGGACUUGCUUUCGAAGUAUGUGGACUUGACGGAACCCGUCAGUGAAGCGCCCGCUGUCCUCGAGGAUAUCCCCAUGGUAAACCCUGCCGAUCAAAGGGGAAUGGGCCUGUCGUCUUUGAGAGAAUCAUUGUCUCUCUUCUCCGGGAACGCCGACGUGCCCUUUCCUCGCGAUUUUGAAGGCACCGAGGAGGAAGCAAAGGCACUACAUGCCGAACUGAGACAACGCAAACUUGAAGCAGAUAGUCUUACCUCCGCUCUUGAAAGAUGGCGUGUGGAGAAUGAUAAGAGACAAAAGGCCGGAUUGAACAUCUCUUCCGACGAGAAGAAGCUUGGUUCUAUUAUGAGUCAAUGGCACACAGAUCUUGUUGCACGAAUCAAAACGGAGAUAGAGCUUUACGAAGAGGCAAUGACGACCCGGGUGGUGAGUGUUGAACAGAGGGAUCGCUGUGAAUACGGCGUCUUUUUGAAGGUUCUUGAUCCAGACCGGUUAGCUGCGCUUACUGUUUUGAGUACGCUGUCCGUUUUCAGUCGCCAAGGAAUGACCAAGGGAAUCAAGGUCUCUGCCAUUGCGAGCGCGUUAGGAAGAGAAUUGCAGGACGAACUCAUCGCCGACAGAUUCUUGAAAAAGACCAAAGCCAUGGACCCGCAGCGACUCAAGGCUGUCAAACAAACUCUGGCGAACCGUAAGGACAAAGACGGCCGCUCGCGAUGGAGAGCACUUGUUGAAAAGAUGUCCACCGAAGAUGACUCUGUUCUUUGGGGCUCCCGUGUUCAGGUCAGGGUUGGUAGCGUUUUGAUGAGCAUGUUGUUUGAAGUUGGCAAAACCCCUGUUCGUACAGAGGACCCUUUAACCAAAAAGAAGGACCUCAGCAUGCAACCGGCAUUUUCGCACUCAUAUCAGAUUCAUUUUGGAAGACGCGCCGGGGCACGGACUGGAGGAUAUCAUAUCUACGAGAACAAUCUUGUUCGUUCUACGCCUGGUGAACUCCUCCAACCAGCCUACCUCAAGGCUGCUUUGAAGGACGAUGGCUUGAAAGAGAUUCGUGCCGGACUCGACGUACUGGGUUCCACUGGUUGGAGAAUCAAUAAGGCUGUUUUUGACGUGAUGCUUGAAGCAUGGAAUGACGGAGGGCCGAUUGCAAAACUUGCGCCCGUUGAGCCAGAUCUGCCACAUCCUGCACAGCCAGACCAGGACGCAGACUUUGCCACACAGUCGGCAUGGAACCGAAGGGUGCGUGAGAUUGAGAACAUCCGUUCCGGAUUCCACUCUGUGCGAUGUUUCCAAAAUUUUCAGCUCGAGGUUGCACGAUCUUUCCGGAAGGAGGUCUUUUAUCUGCCCCAUAACAUGGAUUUCCGCGGGAGAGCAUACCCACUUCCUCCGUACCUCAAUCAGAUGGGCGCUGAUAAUGCCAGAGGAUUGCUACUUUUCGAUAAGGGCAAGCCUCUUGGCGCGGCUGGCUUGCGCUGGUUGAAGAUUCAAGUUGCCAAUCUUUAUGGUUUCGAUAAAGCAAGCAUGUCCGAGCGAGCACAGUUCACCAUGGACCACCUGGACGAUGUUCUUGACUCCGCUAAUCAUGGACUGCAUGGACGGCGGUGGUGGCUUCAGGCCGAAGAUCCAUGGCAGCUUUUGGCAGCUUGUAACGAGCUUCGCAAUGCCAUGCUUCUGCCCGACCCCACUGAAUAUGUCUCUCACCUUCCAAUUCACCAAGAUGGCUCGUGCAAUGGUCUUCAACACUACGCAGCUCUUGGUGGUGACUCGGUUGGUGCCCAGCAGGUCAAUCUGGAACCUUCCGAUCGCCCCUCUGACGUUUAUACUGGUGUCUGCGACUUUGUCAAAGAAGCAAUUGCAAAAGAUGCAGCCAACGGCCAUGAGCUAGCCGUGCUCCUUGAUGGGAGAGUCACCAGAAAGAUUGUCAAACAGACAGUCAUGACUAAUGUCUACGGUGUGACCUUUUUGGGAGCGACGAGACAAGUCAAAAGACAGCUGAUCGAUUACCUUCCUCACUUGACUCCCAUUGAAAGAAACCAGUGUUCCACUUAUAUCGCUAAACAAAUUUUCGGUGCCCUUGGAACUAUGUUCAAUGGAGCCCAUGAGAUUCAGUAUUGGCUUGGUGAUUGUGCUCAUCGCAUUACCCAAUCCGUCACCCCAGAGCAGGUGGAAGAACUCACCAAACAAGCAUUGGCACCCAACUCACGGUCAAGCACCACAACGUCUACCAAGAAUCUCGACCCAGAGAAAGCUUUCAGGUCAACUGUGAUUUGGACCACACCACUGGGUCUCCCCGUCGUCCAGCCAUAUCGAACUCGAAGAGCGCGCCGUGUUCAGACUAGUUUACAGGAUAUCAACAUUCUCGAUCCCAGCUCUGAUGAUGUGGUUCAAAAGCGCAAACAGCUCCAGGCGUUUCCUCCCAACUUUAUUCACUCUCUCGAUGCCACGCACAUGAUCUUGUCCGCCAAUGCGUGCCAUGAAGCGGGUUUGACCUUCUCUGCCGUCCAUGACUCCUUCUGGACCCAUGCUGCCGACAUUGAUCAGAUGAAUUGCAUCCUUCGAGACGCAUUCGUUCGUAUGCAUUCUGAUGAUGUUGUCGGGCGUCUUGGCGCUGAAUUCAAAGUACGAUAUGGCAAGAAUCUGUUUUUGGCCAGAGUCAGCCGCAAUUCUAAAAUUGGCAAGGCCGUCGCAGGACACCGUGCUAGUGUCAAAAAGAUCCCAAAGCUUCAAGAAUUGAUCCGUGAACAUCAACGACAAACUCUUCUCAACUCGUCAGACCCAGAAGAUCAGGCCGAGGGUCGUUCGAUGGUGACGCCCGCCAGUAUUUUCGAAGAAAUGGGUGGCAAAGACGACGACUUGACCCUCUUCAAAACAAUGGGUCAGAACUCAAUUGGUCACAUCCCAGAUGAUGUCCCUGCAGUCGAACGGACCCCAGCGGCAGGUGUAGUUGACAUUACCGACCCGGCCGUCGACACCCUCGUUGGUGAUCUCGACAUGUUUGAUGAAAAAUCCCUUCGUAACGACCUAUCCUCCGUCUUAGGGGAAUAUCUGGAUGAAGAUCCUUCCGGGCCUUCUGAGACGAUCGAGGCAACCGAGGCAACCGAGGAACCCAAGAAAAAGACCAAGCGCGAGUUCACCACAUGGCUCUGGAUGCCCCUCAACUUCCGCCCAGUCCCUAAAAAGGGUGACUGGGAUCUCACCCGAAUUCGCGAGAGUGAAUACUUCUUCUCGUGA
Molecule: messenger RNA, 3891 nt
Organism: Penicillium soppii
Lineage: Eukaryota; Fungi; Ascomycota; Eurotiomycetes; Eurotiales; Aspergillaceae
Product: DNA-directed RNA polymerase
Exons: 3
Coding region: 1-3891 (1296 amino acids)
Biological process (GO): mitochondrial transcription
Cellular component (GO): mitochondrial DNA-directed RNA polymerase complex
Molecular function (GO): mitochondrial promoter sequence-specific DNA binding; DNA-directed RNA polymerase activity
Source: RefSeq, a predicted model, not a curated record